ACCUAACCUAGCACCUAAGUCCUGUUCUCCCAAUAUGUCUCAUCCAUCUCCGAGCUCUGAUCCAUACAAUUACCUUGGCAUCGUCCUGAAUCCAGAUGGCACCAUCACACGCGACCUCACCCGAUUUCAGUGUGCCGCCGCCACCCCAGAUCCCCGCCCACACAAUCCGGUGAUCUCCAAGGAUAUUCCUGUCAACGAGUCAAAGUUAACGCGCAUCCGCCUCUACCUACCUACCUCCGCCAUAUCCUCCGACGAGAAGCUCCCUCUCGUCGUGUACUUCCAUGGCGGAGGCUUCGUUCUGGGCAGCGUCGACUUCGUCCAAUUCCACGGUUUCUGCUCAAACAUGGCAUGUGACCUCCACGCGGUGGUUGCAUCCGCCUCUUACCGGCUUUCUCCCGAGCACCGUCUCCCCGCGGCCUACGACGACGGCAUGGAGGCACUGCAUCGGAUCCGGACCUCCUCAGAUGACUGGCUGAAUAACCACGCCGAUCUCUCCAACGUCCUCAUCAUGGGUACGAGCGCCGGCGGAAAUCUGGCCCACGCAGUCGGUCUACGCGCCAGCACCGAGGAUCUGAAACCGUUGCAGAUCCGCGGGCUCGUGCUGCACCACCCGUUCUUCGGCGGCGUGGAGAGAAGCCCAUCGGAGAUAAGGCUGGGGCAAGACCCCGUCUUGCCCCCGACGGUUAGCGACGUGUUCUGGGAGCUGUGUCUUCCGGUCGGAGCCGACCGGGACCACGAGUACUCGAAUCCGAAGGAGGGUUUGGAGGGGAUGGUUCGGGUGAGAUGGAAGGUGAUGGUGAUAGGUACCGAAGGGGAUCCAUUGGUCGACCGGCAGAGAGAGGUGGUGGAGUUGAUGAAGAACAACGGCGUGGAUGUGGUGGGUCACUUCACCGACGGUUCCUUUCACGGUGCAGAGAUUAUGGACCCUUCAAAAGCUAAAUCAAUGUUUGCCAUAGUCCGACAUUUCAUGCCAUCCUCCAUGUUGUAAUAAUUAUCUUUGUUGACCAUCUUGAUAUACG
Tarenaya hassleriana is the source of this 1019-nucleotide messenger RNA. RefSeq names its product probable carboxylesterase 120. The record is from RefSeq and is a predicted model, not a curated record. The transcript has a single exon. NCBI's taxonomy places the organism in Eukaryota, Viridiplantae, Streptophyta, Magnoliopsida, Brassicales, Cleomaceae. Gene Ontology annotation, molecular function: hydrolase activity. Bases 35 to 988 code for a protein of 317 amino acids.